Messenger RNA from Entamoeba histolytica HM-1:IMSS, 927 nucleotides. RefSeq lists its product as uncharacterized. The coding region runs from base 1 to 927 and encodes 308 amino acids. The transcript has a single exon. The record is from RefSeq and is a predicted model, not a curated record. Lineage: Eukaryota; Evosea; Mastigamoebida; Endamoebidae.
AUGUACGAUAAACAGCAUAGUCGUGAAAGAAAACACAGAAUAAAUAUAAAAUUAAAUCCCUGGAAAGAAACAAAUCCAGUAGUCCAGGGAGCAAGAGCAUGGAUACAUACUCUGGAAACAACAGAUAUUAAAAGGCCACCUGCCUUAGUAAUUGUUUCAGAGACCAAGCUUGGUAAAACAGAAUUCAUUAACGACCUACUCAAAGAAAAGCAAGUAGAUGAAUUCAGAGGAAGAAUAAUGAUAGAUGGUCAUGAUGAAAAUAGGGAAUAUGACUUUCGCUUGUUUGAUGAUGCCAAUCUAAGUUCAAUAGAUUGGGAAGAUUUCAAAGCUAUGAUCUCCACCAGAGGAGAAAAAGUGCGAGUAAAUGUUAAAUAUGGACACUUAGAUGUAAUAACAGUACCGACCAUCAUAGUAUUAAACCCGGGAAGCUUUAAAGAAUUGCAAACUAUGGCAGGAAAUAAAGGAGACAGAGAUUGGUUAGAUAAGAAUACUGUUGUACUCUCUACAAAAGAGAAAUUAUACAUUGAGAAUAACAAUAAUAAUGAUGAUAGAAUAGCAAUGUUGCAAGAACUAUACGGAGAACUACCACCAAAUUUGAUUAAUGCUAUAGCAGCUAAUGAUAGAUUACAAGAAGAACUCCCACCAAUUGAUACUAUGGAUGAUAUUGAUGAUAAUUAUAUAGAUGAAAUAUUAAAUGAUAUGGAAAUGACUGAUGUACCAGAACAACUUCCACCAACUAAUAAUAUUGAUGAUGUUGAUGAUAAUUAUUUAGAUGAAAUACUGAAUGAUAUGGAAAUGACUGAUGUACCAGAAGAGGUAGUAAGAAGAGAUGUUUUCGAUUUACCUCUCAAGAGAAAAGAACCAAUACUAACUACAGAAGAAUCUAAUCUCAGUAAUACUCUACCAGAAGAUGAGAUACAGAAGUAA